AAAAAUAGUAUUAUAGGGCGACAAUUUUGAGCCAAUUAAAAACGAGAAAAGAGUGAAAAUAUCGUUGAAAGGUAAAACGCGUGAACAUAAAAUUCAUUUUCGAAAGGUGAAAACUAUAAAAAAAAGAAAAAUUCAUCAAACGAUUCGAAGCUUUUCUUCAGCUGAAAUCUUCAGCUGAUACCUUUUCGCGAGAACGGAGUCAUCUGCUCAGUAAUUUGUUGAGCUCACCUGAUUGUAUAAUUUGGCUCCAGAUUGUGUCAAAAGCGGGCAGCAUUUACACCUGAGUGACCUGCAUAUAAAUGUUAGUCAUCCACUUCUCUGUGAUUUGUCCCCUGCCAGGUGACUUGAAUGGCAUUUCCCAUUCUGGGACUUCACCGUAAAACCCAGACCAACAAAGUCCCGUUGCUAAUGGAGGCCCGUAAUGAAAACGAGCACGUAAUCGACAUUGCAAGCAGCAGCAACCAUUCACCUUCAGUUUCGGCUAACGAGAGGCUGCCAGGUGAUGUCCGCCAACAAUUUAGUGACGAUCAGACUUCCACGAGCUCAAGAAACCCCGUCUAUCAGCCUGCAAUGUUUUCUGCUGGCCCAACUUCAAGAAACUCGUCAGUUGUCCGGAGAGGAAACAGCCGGGCCCGUCAGAGAAGCCCAUUGAAUUCUGCUCUGUGGAUAUCUGUGGAGUUAGUUUUGACAGUCAGCCAGAUUGUUGCGGCUGUUGUGAUUUUGUCUCUGUCCAAGCAUGAGAGCCCGCGGGCCCCUCUGAGGGAGUGGAUCGUGGGAUAUGCAUCUGGUUGUUUUGCCAUUCUUCCUCUUUUGUACUGGCGUUUUAAGCAUCGGAACCAGGUUUCUGAACAGGAAGGGUCCCAGCGUUUGGAUUCUUCGCAGGGUAAUAAUGGUAAUGGUGGGACCAUGACUAGGAGAGUCAUGGAAGGUAGUCAAAUGGAUUCUUCACAGGGUAAUGGUAAUGGUAAUGGUAAUGGUAAUCGUAUGGCAAAUGGUGCAGUUAUCAGAGGCAACCAAAGCAAUGGAUUAUUGAAUUCGAGACUUAAGGUGUUUGUUGAGUACUUCAAGAUGGCUUUGGAUUGCUUCUUUGCUGUCUGGUUUGUGGUUGGCAAUGUAUGGAUUUUCGGAGGACACUCAUCUUCCAAUGAAGCUCCCAACCUGUACACGUUGUGCAUAGUAUUUCUUGCCAUUAGCUGUAUCGGUUAUGCAAUGCCGUUUAUUCUGUGCACCACAAUCUGCUGCUGCCUGCCGUGUAUAAUAUCAGUUCUUGGCUUCAGAGAAGAUUUUGCGCAGAAUAGAGGAGCAACUCAGGAAUCAAUUAAUUCCCUGCCAACUUAUAAAUUUAAAGUAAAGAAAAAUAAAAGCUCCAAUGAUAAGGAGGCAGGUGGAGUCGAGGGUGGGAUAGUGGCUGCCGGGACUGAGAAAGAGCGUGUGGUGUCAGGAGAAGAUGCAGUUUGCUGUAUUUGCUUGACAAAGUACGCGAAUAACGACGAACUUCGUGAGCUGCCUUGCUCCCAUUUCUUCCACAAAGAAUGUGUUGACAAGUGGCUGAAAAUCAACGCGUCGUGUCCUCUUUGUAAAGCCGAAGUUGGCGAGACUAUUUUGAGUUCUUUAACUGAAGCAACUGCAAACUUGCGAAAUAACACUGUAUAAAUUCAUCUGGGGACUAUUCUAAGUAUCUCUGCACGACUCGGUUUUCCUCAAUUGGUACUUCACUGUGGAGAGGGGCUCGAUUCUUAUUGUGUUCGACUUUUGUUGUUGCCCAGAAAAGUUCGCAAGUAUCACUAUGGUUACGAUGAAAUAUGGGUUCCUCGUGUCGUAGCUUUCUGUGUAUAUUAUUCGUCUUAAAUUCCACGAUGAGGAAGAUGAUGUGUAUGAGAGAAAAAAGAUUCAUAUUAUGCAGUUUAUUGUUCAGUGAGGAACAUUAUGAUGUGAAACUGAAAUACAAUUGAGGAUUUCGGUUGGUCUUCUAUUAGACUGCAUAAUGGUUGGACUUUCAUACUACAAAUAUAUGCAUACAUUCAUAUUUAAAUGUCAUACCUAAGGCUGCAAAUGAACCAAGCGGCUCGAGCAUGUUAUCGAGUCGAUCUCGAGC
Messenger RNA from Striga asiatica, 2095 nucleotides. The record is from the annotation of a GenBank genome assembly. NCBI's taxonomy places the organism in Eukaryota, Viridiplantae, Streptophyta, Magnoliopsida, Lamiales, Orobanchaceae.